AUGGAGUACACUAUUGAGCUCAAACAUUGUGACAAGGCACGUGAGAUUUCCGAAGUCCAUUGUGGUGCCUCGGAUAUUGUUGAUGGGAGACGGCUGACUCGGUGGUCGACCCCGAAAUUUGCUGGGACAGGCGAUGAGAAGGAACGCUCCUUCAGCGUUGCCUCGCGCCUAUACCCCGUGGGAUCGUCACUCUCGAUGAUCAAUUAUGAACGCCAGGGUUUCCUCGAAGCUAAAGGCUAUGCCUUGCGACCCCGGUAUCGGCCGGGUUGGAUUCCAUCGUGGAGAGGAACCGGGGAACAUCCUAUGUCCUUCGAGGAUUCCAUAUCUCUACCGGACUGCGAUGACUCCAGUGUGUCGUAUAUGGUCAUGCCAUUCCUACGCCUCAUAGAUCGUCCGGAGUUCGAGUUAGUCCUUGACAUAGUCGAAUUCGGGGAUCAAAUCAUGACGGCUCAUUCAUGUGGCCAGGGGCUCGUCUUCAUGCACGCGCAGGGUGUCGCUCACCGGUCUCGGGUGCCGAUCAAGUACUACUACGUCGACUACGGCUUAUCGGUAUACAUUCCUCCUGAUAUUCACCCUAAACUCGUCUUGGGUGAUUUCGGCCGCGACCAAGAUGUACCGGAGUUGUCCUUAACUGUCCCAUACGACCCGUUUAAAGUGGACAUCUUCAUUAUUGGCAAUAUGCUCAAGAGAAUUUUUCACGAUCAAUAUUCCAAUGUCGGUUUCUUGCUACCUCUGAUUCAAAGGAUGACGCAACAUGAUCCUGCGAGUAGACCAAAUGCUCAGGAAGCGUUACAGCAGUGGCAAUCGAUCCGACGGACUAUAUUCCGAUUCCACCGUCAAUGGAGGCUUCAAUCCCGCAGUGACAAUUGGCUGGUAACACUCAUACGCGAUGCUAUCCAUCUUCGGACAAUGGUUGCUAGUUCCCUUAGGGGGCUAUUUGGAUGGGGCAUGGAACUACAAGGUUGA
Molecule: messenger RNA, 966 nt
Organism: Postia placenta MAD-698-R-SB12
Lineage: Eukaryota; Fungi; Basidiomycota; Agaricomycetes; Polyporales; Adustoporiaceae
Exons: 9
Coding region: 1-966 (321 amino acids)
Source: RefSeq, a predicted model, not a curated record